GAUUUGUCCAGGGGCUGGGCUCUUCAUGCAAUUCAGGUCCUAUGGAGAUCCACUGGCCCCAUUUCGGAUCCUCAGUCUUGGAGAUCCAGGACAGCGGUUGGCCUCAUUUGCAGCUGGAUUAGAGAAUAGAGAGAAAAUGGAGGGACAGUGCGCAGCCGGUGCAGAAGCUGGAACAAGCCCGGCUGCUCAGUGUGGAAGCUGUGGGGAGAUCUGGACAAAAACUGGGCAGAAGAGCCUGGAGGAAGAAUGUAUCACUUCCGAGGUCCAGUGUAGGCACUUCAGGAAUGUCCACUACCAGGAGGCCAAGGGGCCCCGAGAGCUUUGCAGCCACCUCCACCGCCUUUGCCGCCAGUGGCUGCAGCCAGAAAGGCACACAAAGGCACAGAUGCUGGACCUGGUGGUCCUGGAGCAGUUCCUGGCCGUCCUGCCCGCAGAGGCGGAGCGCUGGGUGCGGGAGUGCGGAGCAGAGACCAGCUGCCAGGCGGUGGCCCUGGCCGAGGGCUUCCUGCUGAGCCGGGCGGAGGAGCAGAAGGAGCAGGUCGGGUUGCAGCCCUUUGCUGUGGAGAUCAGAGAUCCUGCGGGAAGGAGGAAUCCAUCCAAUGCCCCACGGGAGCUGUUUUUCAGGAGGAUCUCUCAGGAAGAUCCAAAUCAGGACACCUCAGGAGGGAAGAGUAGAACGAAGUUGACUCCUCCUUAUUGUGGAGCUGAAGCAGUGGUUGAACCUGCAACUCAAGAGGGUCCUGUGUCCUUCGAGGAGGUGGCUGUGUGUUUCUCCGAGGAGGAGUGGUCUCUCCUGGAUCCUCGCCAAAAAGCCCUGCAUCGGGAAGUCAUGCUGGAGAAUUGUAGGAACGUGGCCUCUCCCGGAAAUAAUGGGCAGGAGAAUAAAGAUUCCGGGGAACCAUUCCAAAUGUUCGGGCAUGGAGACGGAACGGAGCAGCCUGCAAUUCAAAUGGAGCUAGAAAGGCAUGAGAGAAACCAGUCAAAUAAUUGGAAUCAGGAAACCUCAUCUUCCAUUGAUGCUCAGAUGCAAGACUUUCUUGCCCAACAAGGAAAAAUAAAGAAAAAACAUAUUGGGAAAUGUGCAAAACUGUUCAAAGACAAAUUAGAUGUAAAUGAACCCUAUUCAACCCAAACCAAAGGAGAUGAUUAUAUAUGCACAGACAAUGGAAAACAUUACAAUUGGACUUUCACUCCUUCUUCUGAAAAUAGGUCCCUUACAUCUCAUAAAAAGAUCCAGAAAGAAGAGAAGCCAUAUAAAUGCAUGGAGUGUGGAAAGAGGUUCAGAAGAAGCAGUCAGGUUAUUUCCCAUAACUGGAUCCACACCGGAGAGAAGCCAUAUAAGUGCACGGAGUGUGGAAAAAGUUUCAGUGAGAGCCGUUCCCUUACAUCUCAUAAAUGGAUCCACAGAGGAGAGAAGCCAUAUAAAUGCAGACAGUGUGGAAAGGGCUUCUGUGAAAAUGCAUCCCUUAAGAAACAUAAAAGGAUCCAUACAGGCGAGAAGCCAUAUAAAUGCAGAGAGUGUGGAAAGACCUUUAUUCAGAGCAGUCAUCUUACUUCCCAUAAAAGAAUCCACACAGGAGAGAAGCCAUAUAAAUGCAGAGAAUGUGGAAAGAGCUUUACUCACAGCAGUCAUCUUACUUCCCAUAAAAGGAUACACACAGGGGAGAAGCCAUAUAAGUGCAUGGAGUGUGGAAAGAGCUUUACUAAUAGCAGUCAUCUUACUUCCCAUAACUGGAUCCACACGGGGGAGAAGCCAUAUAAAUGUGUGGAGUGUGGAAAGGGUUUUACUAAUAGCACUCAACUUACUUCUCAUAAAAGGAUCCACACAGGGGAGAAGCCAUAUAAAUGUAUCGAGUGUGGAAAGAGCUUCAAUCAAAGGAGUUCCUUUACUUCCCAUAAAAGGAUCCACACAGGGGAGAAGCCAUAUAAAUGUAUGGAGUGUGGGAAGAGCUUCAGUCGACGGAGUUCCUUUACUUCCCAUAAAAGGAUCCACACAGGGGAGAAGCCAUAUAUGUGUAUGGAGUGUGGAAAGAGCUUCAAUCAAAGGAGUUCUUUUACUUCCCAUCAAAGGAUCCACACAGGGGAGAAGCCAUAUAAAUGUAGAGAAUGUGGAAAGGGCUUUAGCAAUAACAGUCAUCUUACUUCCCAUAACUGGAUCCACACAGGGGAGAAGCCAUAUAAAUGCAUGGAGUGCGGAAAGGGCUUCUGUGGAAACGCGUCCCUUAUGAGACAUAAAAGGAUCCACACAGGGGAGAAGCCAUAUAAAUGCAUGGAGUGCGGAAACGGCUUCUGUGGCAAUGCGUCCCUUAUGAGACAUAAAAGGAUCCACACAGGGGAGAAGCCAUAUAAAUGUAUGGAGUGUGGAAAGGGUUUCAGCCAACACAGUAAACUUACCUCCCAUAAAAGAAUCCACACAGGGGAGAAGCCAUAUAAAUGCAUGGUGUGUGGAAAGUUCUUUAUUCAGAGCAGUCACCUUACUUCCCAUAAAAGGAUCCACACAGGGGAGAAGCCAUAUAAAUGCAGAGAGUGUGGAAAGAGCUUCAGUUAUAGUAAUUCUCUUACGAAACAUAAAAGGAUCCACACAGGGGAGAAGCCAUAUAAAUGCAUGGAAUGUGGAAAGGGCUUCAGUGAAAAUUCAUCCCUUACAAAACAUAAAAGGAUCCACACAGGGGAGAAGCCAUAUAAAUGCAUGGAAUGUGGAAAGGGCUUCAGUGAAAAUUCAUCUCUUGUGAGACACAAAAGGAUUCACAUAGGGAAGAAGCCAUAUCAAUGUGUGGAGUGUGGAAAGGGCUUCAGGAGGAGCAAUGACCUCAUUUCCCAUACACAGAUACAUUUGGUUGGGGAUACUCAGGAGAAUGAGAAUGAAAACAACUCCAGUAUGCUGACAUUGCAAAUGAUCGAGCAAGAAGGGAAACCUUUGGAAAUCCGUGGAGACCAAAAUAAAAUAAUAAGAAAUUAAGAAAAGCUACUUCAGAAAACUUCUUCAGUUCCUCCGGACCAAACAGCAGAAAUGAGAAGGGGAAGUGCCUCUGGGAUGUGAAGAUUCCAAAAAAAAAAUAAUCAGACUCGCAUCCACAGGGUAGAACUGAGCCCUGAGUCGACCAGUCUGAAUGCAGAAGAAGAGAACCUUUUUUUGGUCAAAGGCCCCUCCUGAGGUGAGAGAAUCGUCACACGCACGUCAAUGUGGAGUGUGUGGAAAGAGCUUCGGGAUGAAGAAUUCCUCUCUCACCAGAGGAGCCAGAAUGACAAGAAGUCGCCGAAAUGCAUGUGGAAAAGGCUUUCAAGCAUUAAGGCCAUAUUUUGCCUUUCUAUGGUGUGGCGAGGGCUAAGAAAAAGUCUAAAUUGGAUUUAAAUAAAAUUAGUUAAUUAUCAA
Molecule: messenger RNA, 3373 nt
Organism: Candoia aspera
Lineage: Eukaryota; Metazoa; Chordata; Lepidosauria; Squamata; Candoiidae
Product: zinc finger protein 595-like
Exons: 6
Coding region: 26-2959 (977 amino acids)
Biological process (GO): regulation of transcription by RNA polymerase II
Cellular component (GO): nucleus
Molecular function (GO): RNA polymerase II cis-regulatory region sequence-specific DNA binding; DNA-binding transcription factor activity, RNA polymerase II-specific
Source: RefSeq, a predicted model, not a curated record